AUGUCUUCGGCUAUACAUGCGUUUACCGUGUAUUGGAGAAAUUACUAUUGUGCCACGUUGAUCUCAGAACAAGUUUAUAUGAAUCCGGAAGUGGUCUUAGUACAUCUGGAGGAUCACAGUCUAGAUAUAAAACAAGCGAACCUCAAAGCGCAAGGAGUAGCCGGCAUCAAUCUCGAUGAGAGGCAACCCUUCUGCGUAUAUAUUGGCCGAAGGAUAACGAAGAGCAGUAGAGAUCUGAUCCAAAAGUAUCGCCUUCCGGACAGAGCGUACAUUCACACCACCUCCAUGUCGGCCGAAUUAAGUUUCAUCAGUGCGAAUAUGGCAUGGGCGCGUCCCGGUACGCUAAUGAUGGACCCCUUUGCUGGUACUGGUUCUUUCCUGGUGGCCUGUGCUGAGUUUGGGGCACAAACACUCGGCAGUGAUAUUGAUCCUCGUGUCAUUCGCGGUACCUGCGGCAUAGGAGAGGGGACCGUAGACGACAACUUUCGGCAGUACGGUACAACAGCCAAUUAUUUGGGGCUGAAUAUAAUGGAUUUCAGCAAUCUGCCCUUGCGCAAACAGGAGUGGCUUGACAGCAUCAUAUGCGAUCCACCAUAUGGAUUCCGAGAGGGUGCGAGGAAAGUAAGGAUAGGGAGGCUGAGGUGUGGUGAAGACAACAAGUAUCCGUUAUCGUCCCUACUACUAGACUUAUUAGAGUUUGCCGCACAGCACCUGGUUGUAGGAGGAAGACUGGUGUAUUGGCUACCCAUGAUGCGUGAAGAGUUUUCAGUAGAAAGGAUACCGCUGCACCCCUCAAUGCGACUAGUAGCGCAUGCGUCCGAUAGUAUGAAGUUGGGCGCCGCAAGAUAUCUGAUCACAAUGCACAAAAUCGCUCCAUAUACACCCGGCCAAUUGGAGCCCACAGAAGAGCAGGAGAAAGUGUUCAAUAACUACAGAGAAAAGAUGUUCAAGGAAGGCGAAUGGGCUGAUGAAGACAAACCCGCGCCGAAGCCGAGAAGAAAAGGCGAUGCACGGAAAGAGACGUAGCUAAUAAAAAAAUACUAAGUGAUACAUAGGAAGCAUAAAGCCACACCCG
This is a messenger RNA of Sphaeroforma arctica JP610, 1075 nucleotides long. RefSeq lists its product as hypothetical. Gene Ontology annotation, cellular component: cytoplasm. Lineage: Eukaryota; Ichthyosporea; Ichthyophonida. The coding region runs from base 1 to 1026 and encodes 341 amino acids. The transcript has 9 exons. Gene Ontology annotation, biological process: methylation. The record is from RefSeq and is a predicted model, not a curated record. Gene Ontology annotation, molecular function: nucleic acid binding.